Molecule: messenger RNA, 900 nt
Organism: Malassezia japonica
Lineage: Eukaryota; Fungi; Basidiomycota; Malasseziomycetes; Malasseziales; Malasseziaceae
Exons: 1
Coding region: 1-900 (299 amino acids)
Biological process (GO): lipid metabolic process
Source: RefSeq, a predicted model, not a curated record
AUGCGCGUUGCCAGCUUGAUCCUCGCGAGCCUUGCGGUCGUGUAUGCCGCCCCUACACAAGCCCCCACCUCGCACAAGCCUGGCAAGUCGCUUCCGGUGGACUGGAAGCUCCUGAGCCAGGCUGCCGGUCUCUCGCAGCAGACCUACUGCUUUUUCCAGCCGGAUAACCAGACGGUGGGCGAUGCGCAGCUUUUGUACGAGUAUGGUGACGGCAACCUUGACCAGCGUGCCAUCGUGUUCAAGUCUAAGAGCCUCGGCAUUGCGGUGUCCUUUGAAGGUACCGAGCCGAUCAGCAUCGCCUCGAUUCUCCACGAUGCCGACUUUCAGCUGGUAAACCCCGACAAGGAUCUAAAGGAGGUUUUCCCCCCCGGUGUGCAGGUCUUUAAAGGAUUUCAGGACGCGUACCUCGCAGUGGCGCGCCCCGUCCUCGGCAAGGUGAAGGAGAUGAUGCAGAAGUACAACGAGACGCGCGUCACGGUGACGGGCCACUCGCUCGGUGCUGCGAUGGCGCUCCUUGCUGCUGCGCACUACGAGCAGACGCUCAAGGACGGCAGUGUGGCCAACGUCUUCACCUUUGGACAGCCCCGUACGGGCAACCCUGCGUUUGCCAAUGCGAUGGACGACAAGUUCCUUGGCAAGCUGUUCUAUGUCGUGAACGGCCAGGACUGGGUCCCCCACAUGCCCCCCCGCGACUGGAACUUCCAGCACCCGUCGGGCCAGGUGUGGAUCAACCCCCCCAACUCGCAGAACUGGACGUUCUUCCCCGGCCAAGAGGACUCGAACGGCGCCAACUCGGUGGACCCGAUCUGGACCUUCCAGGACCAUCACGGCUACUACUUCCACACGGGUCUGGGCCACGGCCCUGGCAAGUGCCCCGCCACGGUCAAUGACCACGAAUAA